Molecule: messenger RNA, 6731 nt
Organism: Octopus sinensis (East Asian common octopus)
Lineage: Eukaryota; Metazoa; Mollusca; Cephalopoda; Octopoda; Octopodidae
Product: membrane-associated guanylate kinase, WW and PDZ domain-containing protein 1
Exons: 27
Coding region: 1490-6460 (1656 amino acids)
Biological process (GO): signal transduction
Cellular component (GO): cytoplasm
Molecular function (GO): protein binding
Source: RefSeq, a predicted model, not a curated record
GCAGCACGCAUGCGUACGGAAAGAUUGUCAAUGGCGAAGAUUUGAAUCAGUGGCCUUCGACGCUGUUGUCGUCUAAUUCGAUGAGUUCUCCUUGUCGUCGGCGACACCCGUUGUCACAUUAGGGCAAGAAGGAAACAGAAAUGGACAAGGCGACUCUGUAUGCUAGCGAGUCCGCAGCUGGCGUAUCUUCCUAUUGGUAUCGUUUCCGACUUCUUUUCUUUUCUUGAAGUGACGUCUUUUAUUUCAAAGUGGGAAGUCAAUGUGUGCUGCGCUCCACAAAACCCCCAAAUGAUAGAAACACAAGCCACGAAAAAACAAAGCCUUCUCCACCACCACCGCCGCCGCACUCUAUCUCGGGUGCCUUUCCUUUAUACUUUCGCAUCUGCGAGGAGGUGUCAUCAUCACAAUGCCAAGCUACAAUUUGAUAACAACCGUCACUUGGAACUAGUAGUUGCUGCCAAGACAUGUGGAUUAUUAUUACCUUUGCUGGUACAGGAGCAUCAUAAGUACCAUCAUCACAACCGCUGCAAGUCGCCCGACUAACCUCGCAUUCUAUCCGAUCUCUCCCUCUCUCUCUCUCUUCUCUCUUUAGCUACCUGGGCUCUUAUUGUCGCCUUCCAUCGGUGACCACUGUCGUUUCGUCAAUAGCUACUGGCUCUCGGUCUGCUGUAAACUAGAGUAGGAGAGACUAUUAUAAUAUUUUCUGUUAUCGGAAACCUUGUGUUGUUGUUUUGUCGAGUGAAUGUCAUUGCGAGACGGGCACCUGACUGUUUACCGUCAAUGAACAUACGUCGCCUCCGCUCUGUAAUGUUUAAACAUCUCUAUCACCCAAACGACACUUGUCUAUCUUCACACUGCUUUCUAAAUUAACCAGGAUAAAUAAUCUAAACAUUACUACGAAAAAUGUCGAAUUAGCCGUGUCUUUGUUAUCUUUAUUAGACUGCUGCUAUGAAAGAAGGUCUGCAACAAUUAUUUCUUGCUAGCUUCUCUCCUCUCUACAUACAUUAUUUAUUUUACUACACAUGUAUACAGUAAACAUAUUUACUGAUACACUUUACAUAUAUCUAUUUAUAACCUCUGUUUUCCUCAGCUUUUACUUUCUCUCUUCUACUUCCUUUUAUGUUUUCGUUGCUGCAAGUUUUCAAAAGUAUUUCCUAACAACUUACUGCAAAAGGUUAUUAGUCGACGACACCUGACCGGGGGAGUUGUCACUGUUUUCCUCGCCGACAGCUUCUUGCUUUUUUUCCCUCCCUAUUUUUUUCUUUCUUUCUAAACACUAAAACACAACACAAUACAAGGAUAUCUGUUUUAUUUGAUUUUUUAUAUAUAUUUUAUUUUGCUUUCUACAUUUUCGAUGAACGAGCCUGAAGGAAAUCUAUUAACCGUCAUUUGGAUCUAUACGACUCAAUGCUGGAAAUAUUACCUACUGCGCUUUUGGGUCUUUCUUCCUUCUUUAUUUCAUUGUUGAUAUUGAUAUUUGGCAGAUAACAUGCAUAAAAACAGACAGUCGUCCGGUGGUUCUUCCUCGUCAGCAUCUAUGCCUAUGCCAUCGUCACAACUGUCUCAUCAUCCACAGCAACCACAGAACAAAGCCCUGCCGCCUCCCAUCAACAAUAAGUUGCUGCCUCCACCUAUAAAAAAAGAUGUCAAACACUGGAGCACAAGACUCCAGGAGACAGUCGUAUCCAUCCCUUCUGAUGGUGGCGGCGGACAGGGUUCGUCGAUUACCAUUAAGGGCGGUGCUGAUACGGGCUUCUUCUGUUAUGUUGGAGAUGUCCGCCACGACGAAGUAAAAUAUCAUUCCGGUGGGAAACUACAUUCUGAUGAUCUAAUCUUGGAGAUCCAAGGACAGAAAGUAUCGGGAUAUACAUUAAGAGAUGUUAACAUCUGGCUGAAGCAAGUCAGUCAGAAUGGAGCUCCUGUACUCAUUAAAACUUUACGUUCAGGACACCAGCCACCAACCGACUGCUAUUUAAGCAUAAUAAGAUCUUGUGGAAUCGGUUACUGGAGACAAUCUUGUUUAGGCAAUGCAUCUAAUUGGCCGGGUAUGCUACCAAGAGAUCUACGUCAGUACCUGAAUACUCGGUUUUUAAAAGGGUCAGUGGAUCAUGAUCUACAACAAACUAUUCGGGAUAAUUUAUACAUGAGGACGGUACCAUGUACCACACGUUGCCCUCGACCAGGAGAAAUUAACGGAGUUCAUUAUACAUUUCUUACUACUGAAGAAUUUGUGACCCUUGAGAAAAAUGGCAGUCUAUUAGAAAGUGGAAUAUUUGAUGGUAAUCACUACGGAACACCAAAACCCCCUAAAGAACCUAACGUAGUUCAUGUUCGGCGCACAGGGUCAGCUGGAAGUUUACUUUUUGGAAACAGCAAUCAAGGUGAAACAAAACGGAAGUUGCCUAGUAAUUCAGAAAUGUCAUCUUCUAAAUCUUCACUGCCGCCAUUCAGAGACAAUGUUCCUGUGAUACGACAACGGUCCUUGGAAAAAGCACGAAGCUCUUCGAAUCUUGGCCCUUUACCUGGAAAUUGGGAAACUGCUUACACUGCUGAUGGCCAGCAAUAUUUUAUAAAUCAUGAUACAGAAACUACCGAUUGGAUUGACCCUCGGCUCUCACAUUUACACAAGUCACAAACAGAAGACUAUAGUGAUGAUGAACCAUUUUAUCGUGAGUACCAACAUUAUGACGACAAUAGUGACGUGCCGUUGCCUCAAAGGAUUCAACGUGGGUCUGCUCUCAGUAGGUCAUACCCACUACCUAAAUUACCCUUUGGUUGGGAGAAAGUUGAAGAUAGCCACUAUGGAACCUAUUACAUUGAUCAUGUGAAUAAACGGACACAAUAUGAAAAUCCUGUAGCCCAAGCUAAAAAGUCGCAAAUUCCAGGGCUUGAUGAUGUGAUCGGCUCCUCCAGCACUUUCCCUCGCCAGAAGAAGAUACAGGAGCCAGCGAAACGUUCUGCCAGUGAGUCAGACAUGAAUGGCCAUAUUUUAGGUUCCGAAAAUAAAAUGAAGCCUUUUUUCACAAAAAACCCCUCUGAGUUGAAAGGGGAAAUGCUGAAAACAUCGUUGAUAAAGAGUGUCCGAGGAUUUGGUUUCACAAUAGUUGGUGGCGACCACUCAGAUCAAGAGUUCCUGCAGGUUAAAAACGUUGUACCAAAUGGACCUGCAUACACAGAUGGAAGGCUGAAAACUGGGGAUAUUCUUGUUUAUGUAAAUGAAGAGUGUGUCCUUGGCUAUACACACCAGGAUGUAAUCCUUCUUUUCCAAGCAAUACCUCCAGGUGAAGAAGUAAGCCUCACUGUUUGCCGUGGUUACAUGCUGCCAUUUGAUCCAGAUGAUCCAAACACGGAAAUUGUAACUCGGGUAGCUGUUUCUUUACCUCCAGACAGUGGAACAACCAACACUGGACCUUCCAAUUCAAUAGGUUAUGGUAGCAGCGGUAACAUGGAUCAAUUAAAUACGUCCCAAAAAAGUCUUAAAUCCUUGCCCGAUCUAGCUCGAUCUGCUGCCGAUAACAAUUCCAAUUUAAGUUUUGCUCAACGAAGCCAUAGUGGGGAUGUCCUUAAUACAGACAAUACUCCAGAUGUCCUCAUCCCAAACAGUAAUAAACCGGAAAUUUUAGUUGUGAACAUUAUUCGUGGUGCUACAGGUUUCGGUUUCACCAUUGCUGAUAGUUCCUACGGUCAACGAGUUAAACAAAUAUUUGAAAAAACUCGGUGUAAGAAUUUAAUGGAAGGUGAUAUUUUAUUGGAAAUUAAUUCAACAAAUGUGAAAGAUAUGGCUCAUGCUGACGUUGUUCAAGUAUUGAAGGAUUGUCCAAAAGGAGAAGAGACAGCAAUUGUAGUUCAAAGAGGCGGAAUUUCGUCUCCUGGGAAAACCCGAAAACCAGCAAAAUUGAUAAAAUCUAAUAGUGAAGGAAGCCGGCCAAAAAUUCCGCCAGAAAACAAUGUACCUGGGGCUUAUUUCUUCAACAGUAGUCAAGAACAGGUAUCUGACCGAGAAGAUGAUGAUGAGGAAUCUGAAGGCCAGUUAAAGAGCCCAACUGUUGAUUUUCACAGUCGUAAAGCACCUACCUCAAGUGAUCAGCGUUCAAAGUAUCUUUCUGAUCACCGACCAAAGACCCCAACAAGAACAGCUGUUGUGAAAACAGACAGUCGCAGUCGAACUGCUACCAUUGGACGGCCGCCAUUUAGCAACAAUUUUUCCAAAAAAUUUGAUAUUCGUAAGGAUUACAUGACAAAUGCUGAUGAUAAUUGGAGUUACAAUGAACAGAGAUCGUUUGAGCGGGAAUAUUACCCUAGCUAUGAGUACAGUACACGUCCUCCUCCAGGACCGCGCUCUGACCCUUUCCGUCAGGACUACACUGUGUCGCGAACAGAUCAUAGAUUUCGAACUGAAAUGGGAAUACAGAGACAAAACACAAUGCAAAGUUUUCAACAAGAAUAUGAUCGUUCUCAUCGCUAUGACUACGGUACACGGACUGAAGGAAUAAGGCCUGGACAGUUCCGGAGCAGGACGCCAGGACCAGAAUUAAUGAACCGGUCACUCUCUGGCGAAUCACGCCACGAACCCAAUCGUCCAAAAACUCCAACUGCUCAAGAUAUGAGGAGUAAAACACCUCUACCAACAAGCAACCACAAUCAUACAAGUGCUUCUGAUUUCCCUUUAACAUCCCGUUACCAAAAUGCCCCUAGCUCAACAUGGGGUAUGAAUGGUCAUAGGCAAGCUUUUGCUCAUAAAGCAUGGGCAUAUAGUAGUCUUGACCAUGGCACAAUCCAUCCUCUACGACGAGAGUCCUCUUUAGAUAACCCAGCUUACCCCUAUGAAAAAACAUAUUCCUCUAACAAUAACUAUGCCCCAAAUCUUGUCGGUGGACAAGGAACUCUUGGGAGCGGCACAGGGCGCCCUUCCCGACAAAGCACUUCAUUCGAAAAUGAAGAACCCACACCAAGCAAUUUAACACGGAUACCUAAACGCUAUCCACCACCUUCAUCUAACUCAUUUCAUCACCUUCCCGGCAGCCAAUCCCCUCGCAGCCCAAACAGAUUUCCAGAAUACGAUGAAGGAUUACGUCACAUGGAAAUGCUGGUUAUUCUCAGGAGACAAGAAAGUGGUUUUGGAUUUAGAAUUAUUGGUGGCACUGAAGAAGGAUCACAGGUAUCUGUCGGCCAUAUUGUUCCUAGUGGUGCAGCUGAUCUGGAUGGUCGACUUCGUACUGGUGAUGAAAUUAUCUAUGUGGACAGCCACUGCGUUCUGAAUGCUUCCCAUCACAGAGUGGUACAGCUGAUGGGCUGUGCAGCCCUCAAUGGCCGAGUCUCAUUACGUGUCCGUCGAAGGCUACUCACCACUUCGAUAUCAGUUACAGAACAACCCUUUUACCGAGCUGCUGGUGUAUCAGAAAGUUACCCUUAUGAUGUGACUGUAACACGUAGAGAACAUGAAGGAUUUGGCUUUGUGAUAAUUUCCUCUGUAAGCAAGGCAGGCUCAACAAUAGGUGAGUUCAUUGGUCGCAUCCUGGAGAACAGCCCUGCAGAACGAUGUAAUCGACUGCAUGUAGGGGAUCGAAUACUGGCUGUGAACAACGUUGACAUUUCCCACAUGCAUCAUGAAGAAAUUGUCAACUUAAUAAAAGAAUCUGAAUAUUCUGUCACACUCACUAUUGGGUCUCCUCAAGGCACCAACCCCGUUACUACUGAAGACAGCAAACAAAACACUAAUAAUGACCAAAAGACUUCAGGUGCUAGCCCUACCCAACAAAACGGAGAAAUUCAAACCUCAAAGGAUGAUGCUUCCAGUACAACAUCCACAUCACAGCGGAGUUCUGCUGGUUCAAUGAUAAAUGCAAUGGCAUAUCCUGCAAUCAGUGAGAGUGACAUCUCACACAGAUCUGACCAUUCUCCUUACCAUCAACCAACAAAUGAACGGUACAGCACAACACAACAUGCUGAGCGUCCAAAAGAUAUGAGCAGACCACCUCGAAUUCAAAAUCACCAAUCAUCCCAGGAAAAUGAAGAAGAAAUCUACUCAGUGGAGCUGCACCGAGGAACUCGUGGUUUUGGCUUCUCAAUACGUGGUGGCCGGGAGUUUAAUAACAUGCCUUUAUACGUCCUCCGAAUUGCUGAUGGAGGAACGGCUGAUUUAGACAGCAAUCUCAGGGUUGGUGAUCAGAUAUUGGAGAUCAAUGGAUAUAAUACCAAUAAUAUUACACACCAAGAAGCUAUUGAUAUCAUUCAAAAUGGAGGCAAUUCUGUACAGAUGUUAGUUAAGAGGACUGGUAAACCACCGCCUAGUUUUGAUGGCUUACCCUCCCCAACAAGCAGGACACCAGGCACUCUCAGUAUGGCUAAUGGGCCCAUUGGCCACAGCUCCCCUCAUAUGGGAAGACGUAAGAACCCAGAACGUCCAUCUGACUACUUUCCAGAGUACAGCACUUAUUCCCGUAAUUAUCCAAACUAUUGAAGAGAUCCACCAUCUUUACUCUUGUCAUGAACUCAUCACUGCUGCAGCCGAGUAUUUAGAAAAGGGCUGUGACCGGUCGAGGCGACAUUUACGAGAGCUGCCAGCAGCUGUCAGAUGAAACUGGGAGACAGGACAAAAGUCCCUUAACCUUGUUGUGAUAAAAUAUUUCUGUAUUGUACAAAAAGGAAAGGAGUUGAAUGCAGAAAUAGAUGAUAAAAAUAUGAUUAUAUAUAAUCAAGAAGUCUUACCACUUACACAAAAAAAAAAAAAA